AUGCGGGAGCCCCAGCAGGCGAACGCUGUCGCUGCUAAUAUCGCCAAACGCGCCAUCGAAAUAGUAAUAGUACAAGUCGAGAACAAUGGCAGGCUGGAUCCAGAGGAGGGCGCAGGGGAUUUGGAACUCUCGGGCCACGUUAGAGGCCCACGGGAGGAGGAGAGUGUAGACGAGGCACGUCACGGGUCGGCCCAUAUCGGAGGCUUUGAGAAUGGUGUCCCUGAGGGCCCGGGAGCCUUGGUUCUUUAUCUCGGACAUAUGCUUCUUGUGGUCGUCUUGGUCCAUCGUCGAAGCCGUCAGAGAAGAGGGCGAAGGAAAGGCCGAUAG
This is a messenger RNA of Striga asiatica, 327 nucleotides long. The record is from the annotation of a GenBank genome assembly. NCBI's taxonomy places the organism in Eukaryota, Viridiplantae, Streptophyta, Magnoliopsida, Lamiales, Orobanchaceae.